Messenger RNA from Sungouiella intermedia, 1458 nucleotides. The record is from the annotation of a GenBank genome assembly. NCBI's taxonomy places the organism in Eukaryota, Fungi, Ascomycota, Pichiomycetes, Serinales, Metschnikowiaceae.
AUGCCCAAGUCUCGAAAUGCUCUUUUAUCAUUAGUGGUAUUCACCACUGCCGUCACAUCCACGUCAAUUGGAUAUGACUCUAUGGUUAUGGCUGGAGUCAUUGCAGUUCCCCAGUUCACCAAUUUUUUCCACCUCAAUCCGACCAUCAACGGCUUGAUGAAUGCCAGCGUAUGGAUGGGAGGACUCAUUGCAUGUUUGUUCACACAAUUCUUGUCCGACCAUUAUGGGCGUAAGAGAGCCAUCAUCAUAUCAUCCCUUGUGAGUUUUGUCGGUGUCAUUUUGCAAACAGCCUCCACCAGGAAUAUAGGAAUGUUUAUCUUCGCCCGAUUGGUGAUUGGUAUUAGCAAUCAGUUGGCUGGAACAGCAUCUCCGCUAUUGAUUGCAGAAAUAGCCCCGAAGUUGAUUCGGGGUUUUAUGGUUGGUCUCUAUUUCACAUGCUUUAAUGUCGGUGCCAUUAUUGCUUCUGGAGUAACAUAUGGAAGUGUUGGAAUCCCCAAUACCUGGGCGUGGAGACUUCCAUCACUCAUCCAGGCCGUUCCGAGUGCAUUGAGCUUACUCCUUCUAUUCAUAGUACCUGAGUCGCCAAGAUGGAAGAUAGCAAAUGGCCAGUUGGAGUAUGCGGUGGAAGUAUUCCAGGUGAUUGACACUACCAACGAAAAAGAAGCUCGUGCCUAUGUUCAUCGACUUAAGCAAACCAUCGAAGAUGAAUCGACAAGCUCCAAGAAUGCGUGGACGGUGUUGCUUCACCCUUCGCAAGCUGAUAAACAGCGUUUGAUAAUAGUGUUCACAUUCGCCAUGGUUGUCGAAUUGGCAGGCUCUUCCGUAGGAAGUUGGUACCUCACUAUUAUCAUGAGACAAGCAGGCAUCACGGACACCGAUAAACUUUUGCAGAUCAACUUAAUCAGCUCGUGUUGGAACUUUGUCUGCGCAGUGGUUGGCUCAUACAUGUUCGACCACAUAGGAAGAAAGAGACAGGCUAUCGGUGCGAUGAUAGGAAUGAUUGCAACGCUUUUUCUUCUAGGAGGAUUUAUGAAAACGUACGGAGAAAGCAACAACAAAGCCGGACAGUACGCAACUAUUUUUUUCAUGUUCCUAUUCAAUGGAUGCUACAACUUCAGCAUCACUCCCCUCAACUGUCUUUAUCCAUCUGAGCUAUUCCCCAUGAAAACGAGAGCGGCAGGAACCACCAUAUUCAAGUUUUGGAACAGCGGAUUCGGGCUCUUGGGCACUUUCAUCUUGCCAAUUGCAAUGACUAGGAUAGGAUGGAAAUUUUAUGUCAUCAAUGCUAGUUAUGAUGUUGUAUUACUAGCUUUGGCUUACAUGUAUUGGGUCGAGACGAAAGGUAUGAGCUUGGAAGAAAUCGGACGAUUGUUGGGAGAUAAGGACGUAUGUAUCCCGGAAUUAGACGGAUUGGAAUGUAUCAGCGAGCUGAACACAGCCAUUUAUAUAAAGAAAUAA